AUAUAAAAACAAUUUUUUGAAAAUGUGCUGUGGAUUUUUAUAAUUUUGUAAUUUUUAGAUGUAAAUAAUAAACUUUAUCAAUAAUGUUAGUGCCGGCGGAUAUGAUGUCGGCCCAAUCCAAAAUGCUGUACCAGAUCAAUAAAUAUUGUACUGAGCAGGUGCAGGCUAGGAAAGUGACGAUCGCUAAGACAAUACGGGAAGUGUGUAAAGUGGUGCAGGACGUGCUGAGGGAAGUGGAGGUCCAGGAACCGAGGUUUAUUUCGUCCUUGACUGAGUGCAAUGGGAGGUUUGAGGGUCUGGAUGUCCUUUCACCCGUCGAAUUCGAAGUGGUAUUGUACCUGAACCAGAUGGGGUUGUUGAACUUUGUGGACGAUGGAUCUCUGCCGGGGUGCGCGGUCCUGAAGCUCGGGGACGGCCGCAAGCGGUCCAUGUCGCUGUGGGUGGAGUUCAUCACGGCCUCCGGGUACCUCUCGGCCCGCAAGAUCCGGUCGCGCUUCCAGACGCUGGUGGCCCAGGCGUGUGACAAGUGCGCGUACCGGGACUCGGUGAAGAUGAUCGCCGACACGACAGAGGUGAAGCUGAGGAUACGCGAACGCUACGUUGUGCAGAUCACGCCGUCCUUCAAGUGUUCCGGAGUGUGGCCUCGGUCCGCAGCCCACUGGCCCAUCCCGCACAUCCCCUGGCCGCAUCCCAACAUCGUGGCCGAGGUCAAGACGGAAGGGUUCGAUCUGUUAUCCAAGGAGUGUUACGCCAUGCAGGGUAAACAGUCGGCGAUGGAAGGCGACGCCUGGGUCAUGUCAUUCACCGAGGUGGAGAGCAGACUGCUCUUCGGGGGCUGCAGGAGGCGGUGUCUCAGUCUGCUGAAGACCUUGAGGGACCGACACCUCGAGCUCCCAGGCAAUCCGGUGACCAGCUACCACAUCAAGACUCUGGUGCUGUACGAGUGCGAGAAACACCCCAUGGAGACAGAGUGGGACGAGGCCAGCCUGGGCGACAGGAUCAACGGCAUCCUGCUGCAACUGAUCUCCUGCCUGCAGUGUCGCCGCUGUCCGCAUUACUUCCUUCCGCAACUCGACCUUUUCAAGGGCAAGUCGCCCUCGGCCCUCGAGAACGCCGCCAAGCAGGUCUGGAGACUCACCAGAGAACUCCUCACCAACUCCAACGCUUUCGAUAGCCUUUAACUGUGGCAACCAGCCGUUUAGGUAAUAAUACGAUACUUGAAUAGAUAUCCAUACAAUUCAAAGCGUACCUAUUUAAUAUCUCGUGGGCGAAAUGGCGGUGUUUAUUUUAUGUUAUAUUAAAUGUAAGCUAUUUCUCUUUUAAGUGCUGUUUUUAACCAAGAAUAAUCAAAUUGUUAAAAUUGUUAUUAACAAUUUUGUGUUAUAUUUUAUUUUUGUUGUGACCUAUUGGGUGGUAACUAUUAUAGUGAAUUUUCCUCUAUACUAAAUUUCUCAAUGGCUUGAGAUUGUCAUUAGUCUUACUAUUCAAUCGUGAAGAUAUUGCGUUAAAAUGCCGGUGAAAAUGCAUUUAAUUCAUUUGUAGUAUAGACUGCUAUUGAAAUGAUCAAUUUAUUGUGGAUUGGUGUGUUUUCCAUUACAAGUAUACAGUUCUAAACCAUUACCCUUUUAUAUCAAUAUAGCGGUUGAAACUGAUUAGCAGUAUAAUACUUCAUAAUAAAAACACUUAUCAGUAUGAACUCCUAUGUCCAUGUAUGAUGAUAACAGAUUAUUGUUAUAUGAACGUAUGUAACAGAUACUCUAGUUUUUCAAAUUGUAACUUACAUGUUUAAACAAUUCAUUUAAUAUUGCUUGUUCAGAUGUUGGUGGCCCCAUAAUGCUAUGCCGUAAUUAGAACCCAUUAUUAUUUUCAUAAUAAAUAAAGAAAGCCCUUGCUCUAGUAUACAUUUCUUUCGCAAAUGGACUAUUCCAUAUUAUACGCGUGAUUUUCUACUGUGUAAUUUAAUUUAUUUUCAGGACUUUGUUAUUAUGUAAUACAUUUAUGAUGAAUAAUAGUCUUUCACGUCGUUGACUCUUAUAAUGAGACGUAGACUAAUCGUGUGAUUUAUAUAUGGCUACGGAGUCUUGUGUGUGCGUUUUGUGUGAUUUUACUGCUAAAAUUCGUAACGAAAUACUUCUAAGGGUUAAGAAAGGGCAAUUGUUCUAUACAAAGUAAAAACAUGCCUAUAAGCGUAAAGUCAACAGUUGCCUGCAACUGAAAAUAUUAGUUGAAUAGCUAAAUAUUCGUUUAAUCGGGAAUAAAGACAGUAACUAACGAUUGAAAUCGUUCACACUUUAUGUGUAAACUGUGACCUUUGGACACAUAUUUAUCAGCAGCUUAAUUUCAUUAAAACUGAGAUAAACGUUUACAUUUUCUUCUAGUUUUAUUUCUCUUGAAGGAUAUUU
Molecule: messenger RNA, 2402 nt
Organism: Homalodisca vitripennis (glassy-winged sharpshooter)
Lineage: Eukaryota; Metazoa; Arthropoda; Insecta; Hemiptera; Cicadellidae
Product: protein mab-21-like
Exons: 1
Coding region: 84-1181 (365 amino acids)
Source: RefSeq, a predicted model, not a curated record